UCUUCCUCUGUGUGACUUCUGAGUCGGGCCCGUCCCUCUACUGUGAGAAGCGUUUGUGUCUUUCGCUCCAUGUGUUUCCCUUCACUUUCAUCAGCUUUGCUCGGGAGGGAAAGUACAUUUGAGCUCACCUCCUGGACAAAACAACAAAACCUCACAGCACUGACACACACUCUUUAUUUUUGACCUCACACACACACAGACAAAAAAAAAAACUAGCAGCAGCACAGGAAACAAAACUCUGAAGCCUGACUCAAGCAUCCUUUUGCGAGUCUCUCUUGAUUCCUAAGAUCACUCGAGCGUGUGUUGUUUGCGUCUUGCCGCCUGGGCUAUGUGUGAAUCUGGAAAGCAGUGUUAUGAAGGGGAAAGCUGUGUGGCACGCGUGGAUCAGCUGAAGAAACACAUUUGGGCACUGAUGAUCUGGGUCUCUAUCCUUUCUCUGGGCCUGGGAGUCUCCAUCACACUCCACUUCAUCUCCGAUCAGAGAUUAUCCACACCGACUGAUGAUACACGCUCUCAGCUCAGUACAUACAUCCUCGCCAAGGACAAACAAAACACGACACAUCUGGUGUGGCAAAGAAAAAAUGACGAAAAAGAAGACACUGUGAUAAGAAUCGAGGAGGAUGGGAAUUAUUUCCUCUUCCUCAAAGUAACCCUGCAGUCCCGGAAGCAGGGUGAGAAUUACACGGUGACGGUUCAGAAGCAGCCAGAAGGUAACUCUGCCAGUGAUAUCAUUGUGGGACAUAUCAACGGUACAGAGUACUCGACUGGAUUUAUGGGUAUAGGAGUGUAUCUGACUGAAAACACGCGGCUAAAUAUUACCUGCAGCCCUCUGCAAAAACUCGACGUACAUAACACUUACUUGGGCUUGAUUAAAUUCUGAUUCUUCGUGGGAGUGGUUUACACUUUCCUAAUCAUUAUUUUACCACGACAAGACAAUCAUGGAGAUAACUAUUUUGCCUUGCUUUCUUCUGUGUCUUCACGUUCGAGCUUCUUUUUUUUCUUCCUCUCGUCAUUAAGCCCUAUUUGGACAGCCUUAGUUUGAAUGUAGAUCCAUUGUAUAAAGGUGCCACAGGUGAUUCCACACGGUCUUAUAACUGUUUCAGACAUUUUUUUACAAGCAGAUUUCGAUUGCUGCUACAUGACGUAGAUUUCUUUGUGUGUUUAGAACGUUUUUUUUUGGCAAUGGAUGCUUUUAUAGGGUCUCCUUUAUUUACAUUUCACUUCAUCUUUAUAUUUGUAUUCAGAACUAAAACCAGUCAAAUGAACUAUAUGUAUAAAGCCUUACGUUUGUUGGCUAACAACCUGCUGGAUGGUUUUGUUUUAUUUGAUAGAAUUUAGCUGUUGUGUUUUUUGUUUUUUACUGGUUUUCCAUCUAUAGCAGUGUGUAUAUUUAGGAGUGCAAAAUACACUCAAUUCAGCACUACCCACGUUUACUAGAAUAGAUUUUGUCUAUGUUAAGUGACCCCCCCGGUGGUCCAGCAGCAGGAUCGUGUGCUCUCAUUGCCGUAGCUCGGGUCAGAUUCCCUGGCAGUGGUGGCUCAAGUGGUUAAGGCUCUGGGUUGCCCCCAGCACCACCAAGCGUCACUGUUGGGCAAUUGAGCAAGGCCCUUAACCCUCUCUCCAGCUUCAGGGGGUGCUGUAUCGUAGCUGCCCCUGUGCUCUGACCCCAACGUUCUCAGCUGGGAUAUGCAAAGAAAAGAAUUCCACUGUGCUGUAAUGUAUGUUUGGCGAUAAUAAAGGCUUCAUGGCCUCAGGCUUCAUGCUUAAGAGUUAACUCUCAGUGCCGGUCCCAAGCCCGGAUGAAAUGGGAAGGUCGAGUGAGUUAAGAUUUCUGACCUAAAGACCAGACGAUCGGCUGCGGUGACAGCAGCUGAAACAACAAGAUUUUGUUUUUAUUUAACAUGUUAACGAUAUAAAAAAAGAAGUGCCUCUGCAUGUGCAAUGUGUUGCAAAACGAACACACAUCAUGACUCUGUAAUUAUCCCCAGUGUUACAGUAUACACACACUUCCUAUGUUUAUCAUUAGUUUGGUUAUAUGCACAGAUUUGUACUGAAAGCAAAAAAUCCAGAUUAUUUUACAUUUUAUUUUUUAUUUUUUUAGGGUCACUAAAACCGUCAGGUCUAAUAUCUGUACAUGUAUAUAUAUAUAUAUAUGAAGUUUUUGGUUUUUAAUUUAUUUUUUGGUUUGUUCGUUCGAAAUGUACAUAAUUUUUCUUCUUCAAGGAAAACAAAAAAAGGUUGUUGUUUUGUUAUUUUGGUUUUUUAAAAUGUUGACAUGAAUGUAUUAAUAAGACCUGACUACAAGUUACUCACCUUGUUGCACAUUAUGAAUGUACAGACCUUUUUUUAAAUGAAUGAACGAAUGAAUGGAGAAAAAAAAGAAGAAUU
Hemibagrus wyckioides is the source of this 2388-nucleotide messenger RNA. It is a transcript of the gene tnfsf18, whose product is annotated as TNF superfamily member 18. NCBI's taxonomy places the organism in Eukaryota, Metazoa, Chordata, Actinopteri, Siluriformes, Bagridae. Gene Ontology annotation, biological process: tumor necrosis factor-mediated signaling pathway; T cell proliferation involved in immune response. The coding region runs from base 329 to 880 and encodes 183 amino acids. The record is from RefSeq and is a predicted model, not a curated record. Gene Ontology annotation, molecular function: tumor necrosis factor receptor superfamily binding. The transcript is spliced from 3 exons.